AUUGGACAGGCCUUCAUUUUUUUCUGUUGACUUCUGCAGAGCACCACAAGGUUCCCUUGCAACGGAGACUCGACGGAAUACUGUUUAUCGCUAUAAACUUGUACACAAGCUCAGUCGCUGUCCCCGACAAUAGGCCAUCGGCGAUGAACGUUCCUAAUCCCCAUUCUAAUUCUUACAGCAGGCCUUUCGACUUCUACAUGAAACCCAAAAAUCAAUUGACGAUCAAAGACUUCCCCCGCCAGAGCCCUCAGACAGUAGACCGAAACCACGUUCGCAGAAAGUGCAAAAAAGCCACGAUGGAUGCCAAGAGAUUUGCCGAGGAGCAACGCCCUCAGCAAAAGAGGUGUGGGCCACAGACCUAUGGAGCCAAUAAGCCCCAGGGCGAGGAAAUACAAUAUAACGAAAACGAUGAGGCCAACAUCAUGAACGAGUCCGAGCCUCAGCGUGAGGAGCCCAUCGCCAACGGACCGAUGCAACGUGUCAAGUCUGUUUAUGCAGCUUUCUAUGGACAGCUGCAGUCCAAGAUUAGUAUCCUGGAGCAGGAGAGAAACUUGCAACUGUCCCGAAUUGCUACGCUGGAGCAGGAGAUUGCACAUCUCGUGAAAACCAUCGCUGACUUGCGUACCAACAAUUCCGAGCUGGAGGUUCAGCUAGCGGAAAUCGUGUCGCGGGAGACUACUGGUAGUAUGGGACAGUGUUGAAGAAAAGCAAAGAUGAUGGUUGGUCGUCAAAAAAGAGGAGGGUAUAAGAUGAUCGUAUUUUGAACGUUGCGACUUGAGUGGAGGAGUGCGGUGGUUGAGGUGAAAACGAUAAACGACAAGAUUUAAACUAGAAAUAAGGAUAGAUAAGCAAGCUAACUUCUUUCAAUAAUAGUACUAGACCAAGUCUGCA
Guyanagaster necrorhizus is the source of this 891-nucleotide messenger RNA. RefSeq lists its product as uncharacterized. The record is from RefSeq and is a predicted model, not a curated record. Bases 144 to 701 code for a protein of 185 amino acids. The transcript has 4 exons. NCBI's taxonomy places the organism in Eukaryota, Fungi, Basidiomycota, Agaricomycetes, Agaricales, Physalacriaceae.